AUGGUGUCGGUAACUGUGCGCCUGCGGGACCCCCGGGGAACCAGGGUCUUGCAGAUCGAUGAGAACCAAACUGUGGAAGGAUUGAAGGCGCUUCUCAAGGAGCAGACCGGUUUGAAGUCGUUCCGGAUACUGCGGGGCUUUCCACCAAACCUGCUGAUCGCAGCGCCUGAGGAGCGAGUCGGCAACGUGUUGGAAAGCGGUGACCUUCUUACUAUCGAGGCCGCACAGCAGCAGGAGCAGGACGUUUAUAGCGCCGCCAGUGGUAGCGGUAGUGCCGGCAGUAGUGGUUUUGGUGCCUAUGGCGCUGAUCGUAGUAUACACGACCCGGCUUGCCAGGAAGCGUCCACGCAGGCCGGCCCCAGCCCGGUACGUUCAGCAGUCGCGUCACCACACAGGCCGCUUGCAGCGACAGCGCCGAGCUUUGAACGCGUCGUGGUCCCCGAUGACAACAGUUGCCUCUUUCGGGCGGUCGCGUUUGUGUUGAAACAGCUGCUGGGAGGCAUCGAAUUGUUACCGGAAGAGCUCCGAGAGCUGGUCGCCCAGGCAGUUGCGGCCGAUCCUUGGACCUACAAUGAUGCUGUUCUUGGUAAAACGAAUGAGGAAUAUCAGGACUGGAUUAAGCGCCCAACGAGCUGGGGCGGAGCUAUCGAGCUUGGCAUAUUUGCGAAUCAUUUUGGAGUACAGAUAGCGAGUUUUGAUGUUCGGACAACUCGAAUGGAUGUUUUCGGCGAAGCUGCAGCGUAUCCAUCCCGCGUAUAUCUCUGCUACGACGGCAUCCACUACGAUCCUCUGGCGCUGCGGUCCCACCCAGACGAGUCCACAGACGACCUUUUAACCGUAUUUCCCAGUAGUGACGGCGAAUCAGAGGCGCUAGCAGCCGAGCUGAUUCAAACGCUGCACGCGAGCCGUUCCUUCACAGACACAGCAAACUUUCUCGUCACAUGUCGAGAAUGCGGAGCCCAGCUUCGCGGUGAGGCGGGAGCUCUCGAACAUGCACGCAGCACUGGACACGCAGGCUUCAUCGAGCAAUGA
Cyanidioschyzon merolae strain 10D is the source of this 1032-nucleotide messenger RNA. RefSeq lists its product as hypothetical. The transcript has a single exon. The record is from RefSeq and is a predicted model, not a curated record. NCBI's taxonomy places the organism in Eukaryota, Rhodophyta, Bangiophyceae, Cyanidiales, Cyanidiaceae. Gene Ontology annotation, molecular function: cysteine-type deubiquitinase activity. Gene Ontology annotation, cellular component: cytosol; nucleus. Gene Ontology annotation, biological process: protein deubiquitination; endoplasmic reticulum unfolded protein response. Bases 1 to 1032 code for a protein of 343 amino acids.